CUGGAAGCGUUGUACUUACUUCCUGGUUUCACUUUUGGGGAGCAAGCAAAUUUGUCAUAUUUCGCUAAAAUUAGUUCCAAAUAUUUUAAAUAUUUCAUUGGAACUUUGCACAGACCUAAUACAUAUCAACCGGAGCAUGUUUAUAAUCGCUUGAAAACAGUAAUGUGACGAAGAGUGCCCCGUCACAUGAUUGCUACCAGGUGAAGGACAGCUGCAUCAAACCCCCUUAUCUCACUUUAACAUUACACCAGUGUACAAACACCACAUACACCUCUCUUAUACAUUAGACAUUUGAUCUGGCAAAAUGACUCCGGAAUCAAACUGGGGUCUGAUCAUGAAUGUCGUGAACAGCAUCGUGGGUGUUAGUGUCUUGACGAUGCCCUUCUGCUUCAAACAGUGUGGAAUUGUGUUGGGCACCUUAUUAUUGUUCUUUUGUUCGUGGAUGACCCACAAGUCCUGCAUGUUCCUGGUCCAUUCGGCUAGUAAUACAAAACGCAGGACAUACGCUGGACUGGCAUUUCAUGCUUAUGGAAAACCAGGCAAGGCACUUGUGGAAUUAAGCAUGAUUGGCCUGAUGCUUGGGACGUGUAUUGCUUUCUAUGUCGUCAUUGCCGGUCUUGGAUCCAAUUUUUUUGCCCAGUUGCUUGGCCUACAGGUCACAUUUACCGUUCGCGUUGUGCUCCUGAUCGCGGUGUCGCUGUUCAUCGUUCUCCCCCUCAGCCUCCAGAGGAACAUGAUGUCAUCCAUCCAAUCCUUCUCAGCCAUGGCUCUCAUGUUCUACACCCUCUUCAUGUUCACGAUUGUGCUGUCCUCCUUCAAACAUGGCCUCCUCACUGGCCAGUGGCUGAACAGGGUCAUUUACGUUCGCUGGGACGGCGUCUUUCGCUGCAUCCCUAUCUGUGCCAUGGCCUUUGCCUGUCAGUCGCAAGUGUUACCCACUUAUGACAGCCUGGAUGAGCCCUCAGUGAAGAGGAUGAGUACAAUAUUCACCUCCUCACUUAAUGUGGUCACGACCUUCUACAUUACAGUGGGCUUCUUUGGUUAUGUGAGCUUCACAGAAGUCAUAGAGGGGAAUGUGCUGAUGAACUUCCCAUCCAACCUGGUGACGGAGAUAAUCCGUGUGGGCUUCAUGAUGUCUGUUGCCGUGGGCUUUCCCAUGAUGAUUUUACCCUGCAGGCAGGCCAUCAACACUAUGCUAUUCGAGCAGCAGCAGAAAGAUGGCACCUUUGCGGCAGGAGGCUACAUGCCACCCCUCCGGUUCAAGUGCAUCACUCUCUCCAUCGUCUUUGGCACCAUGAUGGUCGGUAUCCUCAUUCCUAAUGUGGAAACCAUCUUGGGUCUGACCGGAGCGACCAUGGGCAGUCUGAUCUGCUUCAUCUGUCCAGCUCUCAUCUACAAGAAGAUCAUGAAGAAUGCCUGGACUGCACAGCUGGUUCUGUGGGUCGGCCUUGGCAUCCUCCUCAUCAGCACCUUCACCACACUCUCCAUUUCCUCCAAUGAGCCGCAAAAAUCGAAAGGCCCUAUGGUUAGCCCACCCAAGGAGGAACAACUCUCCAUCCUUGUCCCUCCUGAGCUGCCUGUAGGAGAAAAGAAUCUUGAACUCGAUGCGAUGGAGAAGCCAGGCCUGCUCAAGCCCCCAAUAGAGGUUGAGGAACCGAAAGAGAAAGUACCAGCAGAACCCCCUCAAAUUAAAGUUCCUUUGAAAGAAGAUGAGCUGAAGAUAAAGGAAGAGGUUCAACUGGACCGUCCUGGAGCAGGUGUUGCUGUCCCAGAUGGAGAAGCCCACCGUCACGAGCCGCCCAUCCCACACGACAGAGUUAAGGUAGAUGCGAGCAAAAACCAAGAGGAGCUGAACGAAGAGAAGAAACAACCUGUUAUUGAUGGAGCAGAGGAAGAGCUUCUUGCUGAACAGGGGGCAGGACAAGCGCAAGAGGCGGAGCAAGAAUCUAUUAAAGAGGAGGAGCCAAAGAAACAAGAAGUUGCAAAGAAGGUUGUUGAUGAGGACCAGCAUGCAGUCAAUGAGGUUUUGGACAAGCCCGAGAAACCAGAGGAUCAAAAAAAUGUUGACCCGGUGGUGGUGGUCCGUAAAGAAGCAGAGAACCUGCCUGUUGUUAAAGAACACAGAGAGAACGAAGCUCCCGCAGAGAAGAAACCAGAAGAACCUGAACCUCAACCUGAGAAAUCGAAAGAGCAUGUUGCUGUGCAAGAGCACAAAGAUGAGAAGGUUCCAGAUGGAAAAGAUGAAGGGGCGAAGGAUGGAGAUGGAGAUAAUAUGGAAGUGAUUAAAAAGAUUGUCGCAGAAGGUCAGCUGGACCAUGCCGUUCUGCUCCAGGUUAUUAAAGAGCAGCAAAAACAGCAGAAGAGACUUCUGGACCAGCAGGAAAAACUCCUAGCUGUGAUAGAAGAACAACACAAGGAGAUCCACCAAAUCAAAGAUGGAGAAGAAGAACCUAAUGCAGAACAGCAGAAAAGGCACGUGGGCCAGGAGGAGAAUGACGCAGCUGUGGUUGAGGAGCACAUGGAGGUCAAUCCGAUAAAGGAGGAGGUUGAACUAAAAGCAGCAGCAGGGGAGGGUGCGGGUGAGGUUGUGCAGAAUCAGCCGGAUGUAUUGGAGGAGAUGGCAAAGCCCAAAGAUGCUGUCAUUGCUCCAGACCAAAUGCAAGCCCAGGGAGAGCCGGUGCACGAUGCCGCAGCUGAGGCAGUGGAUCCGGUCGUUGGCCUUUCCCAAAACGGCAUUGAGUCAGUGCAAGAGGGUGGUGGUUUAGCUUCUAAGCAGGAGGAGCUUCCACCGAAACACGAUGCAGCUCCAGUGGAUAGGGAACUUGGUGCCCGCGGCGUCCCGCUACGCCAGCGUGAUCCAGACCAACCCAGAGUCAACCCUGACGCUUUAGCAGAAGAAGAGGAGAGAGUGCAACAGAAGUUAGUCCAGCUUGAAGCAGAAAAGGAGAGGAUUGAGAAAGAAAGACUGGAGCAGGGGAGGAUUGAGAAGGAGGUGCAGGCUCGUGUCGAUAGAGAACGCAAGGAGAGGGAGAGACGGGAGCAGCUGGCACGAGAGCAGGAGCUUGAACUUGUGCGGCAGGAAAAGGAACGGCUGGAGAGGGAAAGGCUUGAAGCUGAGAGGCAAAAACAAGAGAGGGAGAAGACCGAAAAGGAGAUAAUGGAGCGAGCCGAAAAGGAAAAACGGGUACUCGAGCAUCAGGAACGGUUAGACCAGCUACAGCAGGUCAUUGAUGCAAAAAAAGCAGCGGAGAAGAACGACGCCUCUAAAGAGGAACAUCCACCUGAGCCAAAGAAAAACGGAGGCAGGGACUUGAAGGAGAAUGUAGUCCCACAGGCGGAAGAUAAGGUUAAAGUAGAGAAGAGGAGCAGAGAGGAUGGAGGGAUGGAUCUUAGGAGGAGGCGCAGGGAAGUGAACUCUCAGGGUGGUGGAUUGGACCCUCUGCUGGAUUUGGGAGGUUCAGACUUGCAUGCUGCCCUGGAGGGACGGCUGAUGGCUGGGGUUCAGGUGCACACGCGCCAACUCAAACAGACGUUUCAGAGUCAGGAGGAUGAAGACUAGAAUUCCAUAUUGAAGAUCUUGCAGGUGUGUCCUGCACAGUUUUAUGGGUGACCGGGUACCUGGUCUGACCUGGCCCUUCUGAUGUACAUUCAGUUAGGUAGGAAGUUUCUGUGAGAACAUCUGAUACCUUGCCUUUUAUUUUAAAACUAGAUGCCUUUAUCUGAGUCACAACAUUCCUUUCUGAAUUAUGGCUCAUGGUGAAAGAGAGCGUUGUGCUUUGAUCCGCCAGUGUUCCGCAGGGAAUGAUGAAUUAAGAGGACUUUGUGGGCUUCUGUUAUUGUAUUGUAUGGUUUUGCUGAUUCUGGUGCAAUAAACUGAAUGUCUGGUUUAAUAAACUGAGCGAAAUAACAGUAAAACGUUUUAAAAAUGAGCCUGAUGAGCACACAGGGCAUUUUACAUAUUGUGUUUUGGACCCUUGCAAAUUAUGACAAAAAUGUCAAGCGCAUCCUCUAGUGGGUGAUUAGGUUAUUGCAGUUUUCUGUGUCAACCUAAAAAUAGAGGUUCAAUUAAUAGAAGAUAUAAUUCUGGUAGUUUGGUACUUUAAAUGUCAAAUUUUGUCAGAUACUUAACUAUUCUGUACAAUGAACAUGGGGUGAAAAUGUUACCUUCUGUUUUAUAUGGCAACAUCUUAAGGAUGUGAAAAAAUCGCUCAACUUGGAAGUGUACUUUUGCUUUAAAGUAUUAAAGAAUCUUUAGAGACAACUAUUAAAAAAUAUGUUCAUGUGGAGAAAAUAGUCAUUAAAUGUGUAAUAUUAUUUUCUGUUUAUUGAUAUUACAUUGUGUUGGAUACUAUUUCUUAUUCAACCAAAGCCCUUUUGUAAAAAUUAUAUAAAUGUCUAAUUUAAAUAUAAAUCUAAUUUGAGUGUAUGCGUUCUCUCUUCUAAAUGAGUCCUUAGUUGUAGGAAAUUGUCCGUUUUCCCUCGAAAUCAGUUGUUCAACCAGUUGUGAUUGAGCGUCAAAGAAUUUCUGAUGCUAAAUGUUUCAUUUUGUUUAUGGAAGCUGUGUUUGUUGUUAGCUGGGUGAAUUUACUUUUGUGUUUAGUUUAUAUGUGUAUAUAAAGUAUUUCUAAGUCUCUUUACAUUUUAAAAUUGGACCCAUUUUGUAUAUUCAUUGUUUAAUGCUGAACAUAUCAAGAAUCCUUAUUUUCGGUGUACAGGACUAUGCUGUUCUACAUUCCAUGUUUUCUUAUGAAUAUUUCAUUCUGUUCAGGAGUUUUGUGUUUUUUAAUGCUGCAGUAAUGAGUAUGUGAGGUCUGUUACACCCACUCUGUGUGUUGGUAUGUCUUUCUUUUUCCGAACUAUUAUAUCUUUUCAAUAUUCAAGAGUUUUAUGAUUUUUGAGGGGAUCAUUUGUAUUUAAAAAUUAAAAAUAUGGUAUGAGGUCAUAAGGGGUUCAUACAACACGAGUUUUGGUUGGUAAUAGGGUUUAUUGAAAAGCAUUUGUCGAAAAGUUGUAUUCAAGUUUAACUGUAUUCGAUCAGAUUGCAGAGAAUAACCAAAAUCUUAAAGAAUUGUUUUGUCUAAACAUGCCUAUUUUUCUCAGUUUAAAAUUCAAAUUUUGAUAUUUUAAUUUGGUUAAAUUAAUAAAGUUAUUUAUAUGAACGUU
Messenger RNA from Triplophysa dalaica, 5163 nucleotides. RefSeq names its product solute carrier family 38 member 10 (gene slc38a10). The transcript has 18 exons. The coding region runs from base 305 to 3559 and encodes 1084 amino acids. Gene Ontology annotation, molecular function: amino acid transmembrane transporter activity. Gene Ontology annotation, biological process: amino acid transmembrane transport. NCBI's taxonomy places the organism in Eukaryota, Metazoa, Chordata, Actinopteri, Cypriniformes, Nemacheilidae. The record is from RefSeq and is a predicted model, not a curated record.